Messenger RNA from Ambispora leptoticha, 1731 nucleotides. Lineage: Eukaryota; Fungi; Glomeromycota; Glomeromycetes; Archaeosporales; Ambisporaceae. The record is from the annotation of a GenBank genome assembly.
AUGACUGAGUUCGCAACUCAUAAGGAAGAGCGGCAACAAGCUCACGAUAGUGAGCAACAUCAUAUCUUAGUUGAUACGGCCGCCGUGCCUCAACAGAGUAGUAAUAACGAAGAUAAUAAUAUUUCGUUGGAGGAGAACCUAAAGACAACAACUAUACCACUCAAAAACACGGUCAUUCUUUCAGAGGAAUUGCCACAAGAAGACAUGGGCCACGAAAAAGAAGAGGAACAGAAGAUUAAUGGACGCAACGUUGAACGAGAUACUGAUCACGAUGGAGAAGGGGAGAAAAUCGGCUACAGCGCUGAGAGUGACAGUAACGAUAAAAUCGGCUACAGCGGUGAGAGUGACAAUAGCGACCUGGAACAUGAUAAUACCACUACUACUACUCCUCAAAAGUCGCCCCUUAUUAGCCCCACAAAUUGCGCCUCAGCCGAGACAGUAUUUACCAUGUUGAGGGAGAAAAUUGUAGUGGAUGAAGACGGUGAGAAAGAACAUCAUACCGCCACCGAGACUGUCUCUCUCCAAGAAAAAUUCGAGGUUCAAAACGAUAUAAUUGUCGAAUCUAUUGACAUGAAGAAAGUAACCGAGAUUGAUGGCGGGGAAGUUGACGAAAAGCUCACAUCGAAUAUCACGGUUAUCUCAACUCCCGAGAAGAAAACCACCAUUGAAAAAGCAGAAAAAACCUCAUUUAACGAAAACGUCACAGACACACUUGCCUAUGUAAAAAAAGUCGUUGAAGAAAUUCCUGCGCAUGAGGUGACCGUUCAAUUAAAGUCCACUAAUGAGAAAAUUAUCGAUACCGACAAAUAUCACACGGUGGUUGAGAAAGUGACAAUAAAGGAUUCAAUUAAAGAUGAUGUCGGAAUAGAAACGGUCAAGGUCGAGAAAACCAAAAUUGAUCAUAAUCCAGUGACAGAUGAGAUAACUAUUAAAAAAGAGCACAACAAACAGAGCAUGAUUGAAACACCUGAUCGUGUAGUCACUUUUACUGAGGUCUUUUCCGAAGAUGAAACUGAAGUGAUUAAUGAUGCGGAUGAUUCUAUUGAUGACGAAGAAAAUCCAUAUGAGAAUACAGAAUCAAAAUUACUUGAUUUCGAAAUAGUUGCAAAAUCCAUGAAGAGUGAAUUUUCCAUAGGAGGGGAGGAGGAGGAAAUAAAGAAGGAAAUAAAAGAGGAACAAGAAGGCGGCCCUGAAAUAAAGAAGGAAAUAAAAGAGGAGCAAGAAGGCGGCCCUGAAACGCCUUCACAUGAAGAUGACCCAGAAAUUAUGCAAAACCUCCUAGAAAUUCAAAGAAAGAUGGACGAAUUGAAGAACCAAACGGAAUCGAUAUUCGAAGAAUCCAAUUAUUUACGUCAAAGGGUCGCUGUUGCGAAUCCACUUGAUGAAGAAGGAGAAUUGUCGACUCCCCCUGUAUUCCGAGCCCAGACUUUACUUGACUCCAGGUCACAUUCUCCUUACUCAAUCAUGAGCGAUGUAGUCGAUUCAAUGUUCAAUCCAGGAUUCAACCGCAACGUCGUCCUCUUUUUGAAUAUUAUUUUCUUGCUACUCUUUGCAAGUUUGAUUUUCCUAAUAAUCGUAACCGAUUAUAAUGCACAUGUUAUCGCAUUUCUGGGUCUCUCGUUUUGCUUAUUCAUUGCUACUAAUUGGUUCGUUGCUUCUGUUGCUAAAGCACAGAUUGAAGAAUCAAAGAUUGUAGUCGCUCCCGCUGGAUCGACUGAAAAACAGGAAUGA